Messenger RNA from Paramecium octaurelia, 968 nucleotides. Lineage: Eukaryota; Ciliophora; Oligohymenophorea; Peniculida; Parameciidae. The record is from the annotation of a GenBank genome assembly.
AUGAUUGAGGAUGGCCAUCAAGAAUGUCAAGAAAAUGAUGCAGUUCAGGGUCGAAAGGAGGUAGUUCCCGACAGGACUUUAAGAAAUCAACAUCUCCCUAGUCGAGUAACAAUGAAGACUCUCUCACCCCUGAGUGUUUAGUUCGAACAUUUAUGGAAAGGGUAAUAUGAAGGACCCAAUUAUAAAACAUUAUUCAUUGGAGGAUCACGUCCAAAACAAGACGAGACAGAAAAAGACUUAAUGUUUAGGAGACUACUAUCUUGUUUGAUGGGUAAGUAGGACAGAUCAUACGGAAUGAAGGAACUUCUGAAGAUUAAAAUGAAGGAGAUUGGAGUUGAAACAGAAGUCAUAGAAAGUGGCUAAAUGCUCUCUCAUGGGUACCACACUGAUAUUUACGCCGAAGAUUUGGAUAAUUAAGGUACUCAUUCAGAAUUCAAAAGGAAGGAUUUGUUAAGACCAUACCUGAGUUCAUCAAUGCCAAGCUGGUAAUACAUAGAUGGGACCAGUUCCCUAAUAGGAACUCUAAGAUCAUAGGAACAUUAGGCGAGAAGAAAACCUUUCAUCUCAUACAGGAUGAUAUGGAAAUGUUACAUCAUGUCCUAUUACAUGGAAGUUAAAUUCAAUUAUUGGAGACCUAUUACUUAGAUAGAAACUAAUAAAGAAUUCAAUUGAUCAACAAGGAUUGGCCAUAGUUUAUAAGCAUGGCUCGUGGUAGAAAUAAACUAAUGAUCACAUCUACUAAGAAGAGUCGUGAUAAUUCAGUGGAGAGCUAAAGGGUUAAGCAAAUAUUUCAGGUUUUAGAGGAAAGUAANUUUUUACAAAAAAAACAUUUUGAAUAAGCAAUAAUUUAUAUGGCCAAAUUGACUAAAUUUACUCAAAUGUUAAAGCUCAACAAAAAAACUUAAGAUUCAAUCUCAAAAUAUUUUUAACUUUUUAUUCUCCAUAAAUCAUUUGAUGAGUAAUCUUGA